AUGCCUCCUCCACCCGGCUCACCUCCCCCUAUCCCUCCGCCCGUCCCAGUUGAGACUCACCCCAACCGGACAAGCAGCUUGAAGCCUCCACCGGAGCUCCGCGCGCUCCCAGACCCAACACGGCUCGCUCCAGAAGACGCCUAUUUCUCAUCUGCUCAUCUAAGAGGUCGGACGGCGAAUGCAAACUACGAUGACUCACUCCGAGCGCUAAACGGCAACGCUGCUGCUUUGCGACCGCAGCCCGCGUAUCCGGGCGCGGACAGUCGAAAAGAGCGCAAAGUGAGGGGGCCGAGCAGACGGAGGAGACGAAAAGGGGCAUGGAAGAAGUUACUCUGGGUGAAGCAGUCAUAUCCGGACAACUACACCGACACCGAAACCUUUCUCGACCAUCUCCAGCGCAACCCGCGCGUGCGGCCCUACGACUUCUGGCCUCUAGUGGCUGACUCGACAGUGAUUGUUCAGCAUGUGUGCUCGGUGGCGAUUUUCGUGUGCUGUUUUGUUGGGAUUGUCCAGGAGAGAGUGAGCCCUGUUUCUGUUGUCUGCUGGGGCAGUGUUGGAACAGCCAUGGGGUGGAUUCUGUGGGACUCUUGGGUUUGGAGAGAGCAUCAUGCCAAACAGGCUCAGAAUGCGGAGCGCAUCGCGGACGGAGACGAUGGUUCCAGUUCGAGCUCUGCAGCGAGCUCGGUCAAUCCGUCGUCGGGGGCUGCGUCGCGACCGGUUGGCCCGAAGGAUGGUCAGAACGAGGUUCAUGGUCUGGGACUGACCAUUUCCAGCGGUGAACCUUGCGGAUUGCUGCGGCGACGUAGCACAGGACUCAGUGGUGAGGCUUAUGGCCCGUGUGAUCCUGGCUCGCCUAGUCACCAGGCCAAUGGUGGCCUCAGCAAUAUGCAUUUGCAUCAUGGCUCCCAGGAGACCGACGAGACUUUGUUACUCUCGUCAAGGAACCGCCAGCGACUUUCGACUGUCAAGUCAGCGUUCCUGAUCUACUUUUCGCUGCUUGGACUUAGCCCUAUCCUGAAAUCGCUUACCAAGUCUACCGCCAGCGACUCCAUUUGGGCAAUGAGUUGCUGGCUGUUGAUCAUGAACAUAUUCUCCUUUGAUUACGGAAGCGGGGAAGGCGCGGGCGCCACCAAAUUCCCGGCUUCGCUGUCCACUAAUGCGGCUGUGAUGGCAUCGACUGUCCUGGCGUCUCGUCUGCCGUCUACAACCCAUGUCUUCAGUCUGAUGUUGUUCUCGAUUGAAGUCUUUGGACUGUUCCCCAUCUUCCGCCGGCAGCUACGGCACACCUCCUGGACUGGACAUGUCCUCCUCACGCUGGCGCUGGUCAUUGUGGCUGGAGGUGCGGUCGGAAUGACCCUGCGCGGAGGAUGGACCGCCGCGGUGGUCGGGUCGUUCUUAGGGAGUAUCAUGACUGCUUUUGCCAUGGGGGGAUGUAGCUGGUGGCUCAUCAGUCUUCAGAAGUACAAGAACGUGGUGACAGGGCCAUGGGACCCAGCGCGGCCGAUUAUCCGGCGACAAUGGGAUUAG
This is a messenger RNA of Aspergillus fischeri NRRL 181, 1527 nucleotides long. It is a transcript of the gene pigc, whose product is annotated as phosphatidylinositol N-acetylglucosaminyltransferase. The transcript is spliced from 2 exons. Gene Ontology annotation, cellular component: glycosylphosphatidylinositol-N-acetylglucosaminyltransferase (GPI-GnT) complex; membrane. Lineage: Eukaryota; Fungi; Ascomycota; Eurotiomycetes; Eurotiales; Aspergillaceae. Gene Ontology annotation, biological process: GPI anchor biosynthetic process. The coding region runs from base 1 to 1527 and encodes 508 amino acids. The record is from RefSeq and is a predicted model, not a curated record.